This is a messenger RNA of Trichoderma harzianum CBS 226.95, 512 nucleotides long. RefSeq lists its product as hypothetical. The transcript has a single exon. Bases 161 to 418 code for a protein of 85 amino acids. Lineage: Eukaryota; Fungi; Ascomycota; Sordariomycetes; Hypocreales; Hypocreaceae. The record is from RefSeq and is a predicted model, not a curated record.
UUGAAAAUGAUUCAAUGUUAUUCUCGUUUAUUGGAUUCGACAUUGAUGACUCUCACUAUAUAACACGCUAUGCUACUACAAAAAUACAAACGUUGACAUGGCAAAUGUGACAACAAACAAUGCAAAGUGAACGUGAUGUAUAUGCCACCCUAAACAAACAAUGCAAAGUAAACAUGACGUGUAUGCCAGCCCAAAACGAGGGUUCAUUGCCCAACGCCUUCCGUGCGCAGAAUGCUACUUCAAACGAAUGGAGUGCGCGACAAUUCGCAGAUAUGCUCGCAGAAUAUUUGUAAUGAUAAGCGCCGCCCUGGUGUACAUGUAUAUAGAUAUGGCCACGAAGCCUUGUCGAAUCGGAGCAGCGAAGGAUUUUCACAUCCUGUUGCCAUUGAAACUCAUACGAGGGGUAUCUUGCAGCUAAAUCUGCUAUAGCGAGUGACGCGUUUAUUUCGGAUGUGUUCAAAUGGCUUCAAAAGACUCUCAUUGGUGCAGCUGCUGCACAAUCGCGCCGUGAG